CGCAGAGCUGCGUUUGGCUCUUCGCUUUUGGAUACAAUUUUGACUUGACAGCUUCGUCCCGGGGCUGCGUAAAUAAGCAGUUUCCCCCGCAAGGGUGUGCAGAACCGAUGCCUUUGAAUGAGGGGACCGGUGAGUGGACAGGACGGCGACAGUGAGCGGAGGAAACGUGCAGAAAGCCGACAUGUCGUUCUUUAAGAGGAGAGGCAACAAAAGCAAAGAACCUGAGAGAGUGACAGAUGCUAAAGUCAACAGAGCUCCAGUGGGUCCUCAUUCUCCAUCACUAGCACUAAGGAACCAUAAUGCCAUCCAGGAAGCUGCAGGGCCCAGCCAUGUGGCCAUCAAUGCCAUAUCUGCCAACAUGGACUCGUUUGCCCGUGGCCGCACCGCCAUUCUCAAAAAACAGCCGAGCCACAUGGAGGCCGCGCACUUCGGAGACCUCGGUCAUUCCAGUGUGAACUAUCAGCCCGAGGAGACUCGCUCUCGCCUGUCGAAGACGGUUGACCAGGUCCUUCGGGACAGUGUGGCAAUGCCCCACUACAUGCACUUCAUGGAGCGCCGGGGCGCAGAUCACAUAGUACGGUUCUGGCUGGAGGCUGAGCGUUUCCGCUCCAGCAGCUGGUCACGUGUCCGAGCGCACAGCCUCAACUCUGUGAAGCACAGCUCGUUGGCGGAGCCUCUCCCCGUCUCUCCAGAUGGCUCGGAGCUCCCAAACAUUGCCCAGAACGCACCCGGCGCCCUCGCCCAGCACAAUACCGGCGAAGGCCAGAUGGCAGCGUCCAAGCAGCGGGAGCCUUCCAGCACAGAAGCGGGCCUGAGACCCAACAUGCCCCGAGCAGAGACCCCUAGUAGGCAGAAUCCGUCCAGAACAGGGACUCCCAGCAAGGGCCAGAUGAACAGCACUCUGAGAGAAAUCUCUGACAAACUCAUGAAAAGUAUUGAAAAGGAUGCUGUGACUAUCUUCACCAAGUACAUCUCUCCAGACGCUGUGAAACCCAUUCCCAUCACAGAACAAAUGAGAAAUGACAUAGUUGCUAAGAUAUGUGGAGAAGAUGGCAUGGUGGACCCAAACUGCUUUGUCAUUGCACAGUCGGUAGCCUUCAGCGUAAUGGAUCAACAGCACUUUAGUGAAUUCCUGCGGAGCCAUAAUUUCUGUAAAUACCAGAUUGAAGUGUUGACUAGUGGCUCUGUAUUCCUGGCUGACAUCUUAUUCUGUGAGUCGGCUCUCUUCUACUUCUCAGAGUUCAUGGAGAAGGAAGAGGCUAUGAAUGUACUGCAGUUCUGGAUAGCAGCGGACAACUUCCAGAACCAGCUGGCAGCUAAAAAGGGCCAGUAUGAUGGCCAGGAGGCUCAAAAUGAUGCCAUGAUCCUUUACGACAAGUAUUUCUCACUCCAGGCUACCAACCCUCUGGGCUUCGGUGACUCUGUGCGGAUGGAGAUAGAGUCAAAUAUCUGCAGAGAGGGGGGGCCUCUUCCGGACUGCUUUACCACUCCACUCAGACAGGCCUGGACAACCAUGGAGAAGGUCUACUUACCCGGCUUCCUGUCGAGCAACCUUUACUACAAAUACCUGAGUGACCUCAUCAAUUCAGUGCGAGCAGAUGAGUUCGUGAAUGUCAGCACUCAGAGCCAGGCCGGGCCCGCGGACCAUGACCGCGCCGGCUCAAAUGCCAGCGAGGGCUCGCAGACUCAGCAAGGUGCCAAGAAAGCAGCGAUCAAGAUCCUGAAAAACUUUGACGAGGCGAUCACAGUGGACGUUUCCAGUCUGGACCCCGAGUCCUUGUACCAGCGACCAUAUGCCGGAAAGAUGACUUUUGGGAAGGUUAAUGAAUUGGGCCAGUUUAUCAGGGAGGCAGAGCCGGAGCCGGACGUGAAGAAAUCUAAAGGUUCCAUGUUUUCUCAAGCCAUGAAGAAAUGGGUCCAGGGAAACUCUGAUGAGGCUCAGGAAGAGAUGGCAUGGCAGAUUGCAAAGAUGAUUGUCAACGAUGUUGUCCAUCAGUCAAACCAUGACAGUCCAGGCAAAGCCACUAAGUUAUGACCCCGCUGAGGAACCAAAGGACUGUCAGUCCCUGCAGACGCCGGCCAACCCAGUGAUAAACUGUACACAAGGUUCACACUGCAACAAACCGCAUUACUCCGAGAAAGAACAAGGCGUUUUAUCACCUCCACAACUGCUCUGUGUGUAUGGCUGUGAGCUUGGAUGAGUGAUUGUUCAUGCAUGGACUAAUAGAAGACGUGAAAUACGUCAUUGUUCCAAUCGUCCAACUCCAUAACACUAUAAAGGUACAUGUGUAGUCUCCAGAAGAAGUCACUCCAGUAGAUGGAAACGUUUUCUGUUUCCAGAGGAAAGUCGGUGCAGGAAAGCAGCAGCGUGCCGGAACUAGGUCUGUCUUACCUCGGAUCUGGGGAGGACGCGACAAAGACUGAAUUAAGCUCACCCCAUGAUGACACACCUCCCCACGCCUUUUAUAAUCAUUCCUUGUUUUUACAUUAAAUUUGCUCCUGAGGCCCAGCCUGUUACAGCUAGUCAGUUUGGAGCGUUGUACAGUUUUUGCAAACUUGCGCCCCUCCCUCCCCCCUACCCAAUCCACUAGGAGUGGUUUUACCAGCCAGUCUCUGAUCCAAGCAGUCCUGGCCAUGCCGUUUUAUGUACUGUAGAACAACCUGUAACGUGAAUGAAUCACAUGAAGAGCUGAUUCACUUUAUGGACUGGCUGACCCUGUUUGUGAAUAUUGAGGCACCUUCAGAGAGCAUAGAAUAAAUACUCCCAAAUGAUGUUAAAAUUUGCCAUUUGUGAUGGGAAGACUCCAAACUCUGUCUUAAAAGGUCUAUACAUAUAAUAUAUUCUGGUUUAUCCUAUAUAUAUAUAUUAGUGUUUGUCUUUUUUUAAUGGUGAUCUUAGAUUUUUUUAGCACAUUGCUGAAUUAAACAUCGGUGAUGAAUGGACUGUUAAAUUGGAAAGUGUGCUCAGUUUUUUUUUUUUUUUUUUCUUUUUUUUUUGAGCCUUACCAAGAAGAGAACCAGAACCAGAAAAAUACUUUAGGUACUAUGUACCAAUGUUUUUUUUUUUUUGACAUGUAUGUAAACUUAAUCUAUAAUCUAUUUAAAAUGUGUUUGAUUUAAAUACAGAUACUAUGAAAUGUUCUGUCUCUGCUUGUUAAUUUUUUUUUUUUUGAAUAAUUUUCUGUAUCGUAAGUGUAUUAUUGCAAUUUUAGUCCAAGGCAGGCAGGUAUAUCAACACAAUGAAAUUUAAGGUGCUAC
Messenger RNA from Cololabis saira (Pacific saury), 3258 nucleotides. Its product is annotated as A-kinase anchor protein 10, mitochondrial-like. The record is from RefSeq and is a predicted model, not a curated record. Gene Ontology annotation, molecular function: protein kinase A binding. The transcript is spliced from 15 exons. Bases 182 to 2035 code for a protein of 617 amino acids. Lineage: Eukaryota; Metazoa; Chordata; Actinopteri; Beloniformes; Belonidae. Gene Ontology annotation, biological process: intracellular protein localization. Gene Ontology annotation, cellular component: plasma membrane.